Mauremys reevesii (Reeves's turtle) is the source of this 1385-nucleotide messenger RNA. RefSeq names its product gap junction beta-5 protein-like. Gene Ontology annotation, cellular component: connexin complex. The transcript has 2 exons. The record is from RefSeq and is a predicted model, not a curated record. Gene Ontology annotation, biological process: cell communication. The coding region runs from base 155 to 1000 and encodes 281 amino acids. NCBI's taxonomy places the organism in Eukaryota, Metazoa, Chordata, Testudines, Geoemydidae.
AGAAGGUCUGGGAGCCGCGGCGUGUGUCUCAGACACAUGGGCACAAAAAGGAACUUGGGCUGUCGGUUUGUCUGGGAUUUAUGCCCACAGCACACCGGAGUGAAGCAAAGCAUCCCAGGCUGGUCCUAGACCCAAUUAACGGGAGCCGCGGACCAUGAACUGGGGUGUCUUCGAAGGGCUCCUGAGCGGGGUGAACAAGUACUCCACGGCCUUCGGGCGCAUCUGGCUCUCCCUGGUCUUCAUCUUCCGGGUGCUGGUCUACGUGGUGGCGGCGGAGCGGGUGUGGAGCGACGACCACAAGGACUUCGACUGCAACACGCGCCAGCCCGGCUGCUCCAAUGUCUGCUUCGACCACUUCUUCCCCGUCUCCCACAUCCGCCUCUGGGCCCUGCAGCUCAUCCUGGUCACCUGCCCGUCCCUGCUGGUGAUCAUGCACGUGGCCUACCGGGAAGCCAGGGAGCAGAAGCACCGGGAGGUCGUGGGCGAGAACUGCCACCGGCUCUACCCCGACCUCGGCAAGAAGCGGGGAGGGCUGUGGUGGACCUACUUGCUCAGCCUGGUCUUUAAGGCUGCUGUGGACGUGGUUUUCCUCUACAUCUUCUACCGGUUCUACAAGAACUACACCCUCCCCAGCGUGGUGAAGUGCGAGAUCCCCCCGUGCCCCAACAUCGUGGACUGCUUCAUCUCCCGGCCCACGGAGAAGAACAUCUUCACCCUCUUCAUGGUGGUCACGGCCUGCCUCUGCAUCCUGCUGAGCGUGGUGGAGGCCUGCUAUCUGGUGGGGAAACGGUGCCACGAGUCCCUGCUGUCCAGAAGCAAGAGCAGCCGGAGGGAAACCAGGCAGUUCAGGAGCAUCGUUCAUAACAAGGACUGCUCCCUCUCCCACAGCGAGCAGGACAGCUUCGAGCUGGGAGGGCAGGUUUUCCACGCGGCGGAUUGCAAGCUAGUCAUGGCUCCAAACACAGCCAGUUCCCAGAUAGGAGAAGAUGUUAUCUCCUAAGCAGAGGGAAAGACUUGGGGAGGCUGUCUCCGUGCAGAACGGCCCUCGUUCGAGACCAGCCCUCCUUGUUGGCCAUGCCUAGAUGUCACGAGCCAAGAUCAGACCUGGCCUCUGCUGGCAGCUCUGCUCCCAUCACACGCCCGGGUGUUAAGGACAUUGGGUGCUUCCCCCUGCGUUGCAUUGGUCUGGUGGAAGUAAGUGGACUCAGGCACUUUAGAGAAGAAUGGCCUUGCUAGUCAGCGGGAAGUUCUAUAGGAACCACGGGCUGGAGAGAAGCAAGGGGAAGGGGAAUGUUCAGAGGAGGUUGUGAAGGCCAAGACUAUAACAGGGUUCAAAUGAUAGGUCCAUCAAUGGCUAUUAGCCAGGCUGGGCAGGGAUGGUGUCC